Prorocentrum cordatum is the source of this 3966-nucleotide messenger RNA. The record is from the annotation of a GenBank genome assembly. NCBI's taxonomy places the organism in Eukaryota, Dinophyceae, Prorocentrales, Prorocentraceae.
AUGGCGGCUGCCGCGGUGCCGGGGCCGCCCGCGCCCGCCCUGCCCGGAGGCGUGGCGCCCCUGCCGGCGGCCGCGGAUGCUGCGGUGGAGGCGCCGGCGGCCGGCGGCGCUGCGCCCAUGGAGGGCGUCUCCGGGCACGGCGUGGACGGCUCGCAGGGUCCGCGCGAGUUUUCGGCCCUGAAGGUGAGCUUCUACGAGCUGCUCAUCAGGCAGCUGCAGGACGACGGCUUCGUCGGGGAGGCCCAGAGCCUCUCCGAACGCCUGCGCCUGCAGCCCAACGAGCAGGUGGAGAAGGACGCGCUGCUGGAAGGCUACGGCAAGAGUCUGAAGUGGGCGUUCGGCGACGAGCCGCGUGGCGAAUGGAAACCUGUUUUCUGCUCUCCAGUCCCGCCGCUGGGACCCCAAGAGUCUCACCUGGACCUCGACGCGGCGGCGGCGGCGAAAAGCGCCAGCCCUGGUGCAGGCACGGAGGGCACCAGCGGCGCCUCCGCACAGACCAGCAGGGCGACGGCUGCGGCCACGGGGAUGCAGGAGCAGCAGGUGCCAGGCUCGGGCGUGCAGAAGCCUCCCGAGAUCAGGCUGCUGUACACCUGCCAGCACAAGCAGGCGUGCCGUUCAGUGGCCAUCUCCAGCGACGGCCGCUUCUGCGCUACGGGCUGCCUCGACGGUAGCAUCAAGAUAUUGGACUCAGCUCGCAUGAAGGCAUGCUCUGCCGCCACGGACGGGCCUCUUGGCCGGAUGCGCAUCACCGAGGAAGAGCUGAUGAAGCCUGUCACGCGUACUCUACAGGACCAUUUGGGGAGCAUCACGUGCCUGGCCUUCCACCCCAUAAACCCGACCCUCUUUUCGGGUUCGAAGGAUAGGGCUGUCAAGAUCUUUGACCUCACCCGUCCCCCAGGUCACAAGAAGGCCUUCUCCGUCCUACAAGAUGUGCACCCCGUGCGCUGCCUGUCCAUCCAUCCCUGCGGGGACUUCUUGUUUGUAGGGACGAACCAUCAGGCGGUACGCUUGUACGACUUGCAAACGCUCAGCUGCUUCACUAGCUUCUACCAGGAACACCACCACGGUGGAGCUAUCAACGACCUGCGGUGCACCAGCGACGGCAGGGUCUUUGCAAGCGCCUCGAGCGACGGCUCUAUUCACCUGUGGGAUGCGGUCACGCACAGAGUCAUCAACCGGCUGCCUAACGCCCAUGGUGGUCUCUCUGUGACUUCGCUGAGAUGGAGCCGCAACAUGAGGUAUCUGCUCAGCUCUGGCUCUGACGGCAGGCAUAGGCUGUGGGACGUACGCCAGGGACAGGAGGUGUUUUGCAUGGGCUUCGGGCCUCGCGCGUGCGAGUUCAGCACGGCCGUUUUUGCGGCUGGCGAGCGGUACGUGGCCAGUGCCAGCAGCAACACGCGGGCUGGGGAUGUGAGCCUCUUCGACGCGCAGACGGGAUCUCCAGUCUUCAUGAAGCUGGGCAUCCACCUGCUCCCCGUGCAGGCGCUUGAGGCCUCACCAGUGGACAAGACGCUUAUGACAGGAUGCGAUGACGACAAAGCGCGCUUCUUUUCCAUCGAGGACCGCGUGGACGCCGCCGAGGAGGCGGGCCGUGCCGCCCUGAGCGAGGAGGCGCGCUCCAGCUUCCCCCCGCCAGUCACGCCGGACUGCGUGCCUGACUUCAGGUGGGCGAUGGACGUGCGGAAGCCUCCCGAGGGGGGCCUGGAGGUGGUCGAGGUCGAGGUCCCCUCCGGCUUCGUGGAGCUGCACCUCAGCUGGCUGCUCGACGAGACCGCCCUGGCCGGGCGCCACGGGGCGGAGCUGCGGCAGUGCCCUGGACUGUUCAUGCUCACGCCCGCCAUCUUGCCUCAAGCGGCCCACCCCCUCCGCGGGGUGCCCUCGCCGCCGGCCGGCACCGGGCCCGCGGUGCCCGAGUGGCCUCGGCCGUGGAGCCCGAUGGCCCGAGGCCGCGGCAGCCUGGACGAGCUGCUGGCGUCGGCGGAGGAGCCGUUCACGCCGCGGGACCCGGCCGCCAUCGGCUUCCAGGUGUGCGCCAGCGAGUCGCUGGAGGCCGCCGCGGCCCACGCGCCCAGCUCCUCGCGCAUGCUGCGGGUGGAGGUCCACGGCCUGCUGCACGACUGGUUCGACGUCGAGGCGAUGGGCGGCAUGAUCCGCUCGGGCGCCUUCGUGAGCACCCUGCGAGAGAACGUGGCCCGGUACUUCGGCGUCCCCGUGGAGAGGCAGGCGAUCUACGACGAGGACGGCCUGCUGACCACGGGCGCGGACUUCAGCCGAGCGCUGCAGCGCGUGGACCCGAAGCUGUACGUCUACGACGUGCACCAGAUGGAGGCCGACCUCAGGAAGCGCACGGUCGAGGAACUGGAGAUGAUCGACGCCGAGGUGGGGCAGACUUGGUGCCACUUCGGCGCGCGGGGCCCCAGGAGCCACCUCCAGCCGGCAGGCGCCAAGCCAGAGAGCGGCGGCGCCAAGGGCCUGCCGCCCGAGGGCUCCGCGGCCAGCGACGGCGGCCUCUCCGCCUCGGGCAGCUUCCUGGAGGGCGGCAGCGGCGGUACCGGCUGGAGGCCCGGCCGGUGCGCGGAGGGCGCUCCCGCGCCGUCUGGGGCCUCCCCGCGAGGCCAGGCCUUGGCCGGAGAUCUCGACGGGGGCCGCCGCGACCUCCGCGGCGACUUUGACGAGCUCGUGCACGGGUCCCCCGACCUGGGUGGCACCAGCUUCGUCAUGAGGAGGGCCGGGUCGUGCUGCACCUCCCCGGUGCCGGCGGCGGCCUGGACCUCGUGCUCGACAGCGGCGGGGACCAGCGGGAGAAGGGCUGAGCCCGUCGGCCGCGACCUGGCCUGGGAUUCCGCCGAGGGCCUGUCGUGGCCCAGGCUGGCGCUCUCUGGGAGCAGCAGCCCCGCCAAGGCGGCCGCCGUGUCCGAGCCGGCGUCGCAGAACCCCUCGCAGCCGCCCACGCCGAUCGAGCGGACUUUCCCGCCCUCCAGCCGCCUGGUCACGCCCGCGUCGGCCCCCGUCGGCCCCGGGAGCGCUCCCGCGCCCCGUGUUGCCGCUGGCGCGCCCGCUGGCGGCGGCCCCUCGCGGCGGCGGCCCUCCGUGGGCGAAGCGCAAGCCAGCGGACCCUCCACGCCGCUGGCGCCAGGGCGCUCGCCGGGAGGAGCCUCCCGCGGCACGCCCCCGCUGCUGGUGGGGAGCGCUCGCGGGCAGCCGCGGGCGGCGCCCGCGGAGUCCGCGCGCACUGAGGAGCGCCCCGCGGCCGCCUCGGCCUCCGCCAGCAGGCCUGCCCGCCACGUGUCCCCGCGGCCGCCAGCCCGAGGCAUCGGCACAACCGCCACCACCGCGGCGCCGCGGCUGUACUGCCAGACGCCCGCUGGCCGCGCGGCCGCGGCGGCUGGCUCCCGGGCCUCCGCGGCCGCCGCGCCGCCGACGUUGGGCGGGUGGCCCCCAGCGCAGGUGGCAGUGCUGUCCGCGGUGGGAUACCCGCCGCACGUCGUGGACAGGCGCGCCGCCGCCGCGGCGCCCGCCGCGGCCCACGCACAGCUGCUGCUGCCCACCGCGCGCGGCACGCCGCGGGUGUCGGCGGCGGCGGAGUGGGCGGUCACGCCGGUGCGGCGGUCAACCACUCCGCUGCAGUCGACAACACCCCCGCUGCGCCACUGCGCGGUGCCCCCCGCCGCCUCCGUCGCGCAGGAGACGCCGAGGUACACGACGCCCCGGGCUCACCCCGUGAGCGGUAGGGCGGCGUGGGCGCUGGGCACCCCCCCGCAGCUUGCUGCGCGGACGGUCUGCACGCCAUCGGCGAGCGCCUUGGCGGCCGCCGCCGCCGUCGCCGCGGCCGUGCCGGGCGCCUUCCCGCUCGUGGGCGGCGGUGCCGCCGCCACGGCUGGCGCCCGGCAGGCCCGCGGUUGUGCGGCGAUCGGGCCGGACGCGGCGCGCGCGAGCCUGUGCCGGUGGUCGCGGGCGUACGGCUGA